This is a messenger RNA of Pollicipes pollicipes, 3786 nucleotides long. RefSeq names its product LLGL domain-containing protein l(2)gl (gene l(2)gl). Gene Ontology annotation, biological process: Golgi to plasma membrane transport; establishment of spindle orientation; regulation of Notch signaling pathway. The record is from RefSeq and is a predicted model, not a curated record. Bases 307 to 3786 code for a protein of 1159 amino acids. Gene Ontology annotation, molecular function: myosin II binding; GTPase activator activity; syntaxin binding. The transcript is spliced from 28 exons. NCBI's taxonomy places the organism in Eukaryota, Metazoa, Arthropoda, Thecostraca, Pollicipedomorpha, Pollicipedidae. Gene Ontology annotation, cellular component: cytoplasm; cortical actin cytoskeleton; plasma membrane.
UCAGGCGGCGUCGAAACCGGUGCCGGUCGCCUGCGUGUUGGACUGGCUGUUCGCAGCCAGGUUGGUGGUGCGGGGAGCUGCGGUGAAUUUGGUGCAGGUGGAAGUACCUAGUGUGACAGACAGGCUGGAUUUACGCUGGAAAGGACUCGUCGUGCACUUGUGUAAAUAUUGCGGCACGGUUACCGCCAAAAUCCCAGCUAACUACCGGUCCGCUUUUACGCUUGUGAGAUCCCUUCCGAUGAUCUGAUCGCUGGGAGCUCACCUGUUGGAACUCCUGCAAGAUAGGUAUCCUGAAAGGCCUGCACCAUGUUCAAGUUCAUGCGCGGGAAACAGCAUCCGGUGCCGGCGGAGCGGCUGCGCCAGCAGAAGGAACUCUUCCGAUACGCCAAGACGGUGCAGCACGGCUUCCCGAGCAAGCCGUCGGCGCUGGCGUACGACCCUGCGCUCAGCCUGAUCGCGGUCGGCACCAAAGCCGGCGUCGUCAACGUAUACGGCCAGCCGGGCGUGGAGUUCUACGGCCAGCACAAGAACACCGACUCGGCCGUCCGCCAGAUCGUCUUCCUCCCCAACCAGCGGCGGCCGCAGGCCUGGUCUAAGCACAGCGUGUACCGCCCCCUGGUGCAAGGCCGCCUGGUGACCCACUGUGACGACAAUUCGCUGCACCUAUGGGAGAUCAACUUCAAGGCGGGCGCCUCCGCCAUGGAGGAGGUGCGCUCGCUCACCAUGGAGGGCAAACUGAAGACCAUCUCCACCUGCUGCCUGGAGGCGACGGCCGAGCACCUGCUGGUGGGCACCGAGGGCGGCAACAUCUACCUGCUGCAGCUGGCCUCCUUCACGCUUACCGACAACAUCAUCUACCAGGACGUCGUCAUGCAAAACGUGCCGGACGACUACAAGGUGACGCCGGGCGCGGUGGAAUGUAUCCGCCAGCACCCGACGUUCGCCGACAAGAUCCUGGUCGGCUACAACCGCGGCCUGAUGGUGGUCUGGGACCGUAAGCAGCUCAACGCUGAGCGUGUAGGUAUCUGGGACAGGAAGAUGGUCCACGGCGAUCAGACGUACGUGUGCAACCAGUCGCUGGAGACCGUGUGCUGGUCGAGGGACGGCGCCGAGUUCAUGUCGGCGCACAACGACGGCAGCUUCAUCAUCUGGAACGCGCGCAAGCUGAGCAAGCCGGACGGACCGCACACGCCGUACGGCCCGUUCCCCUGCAAGAGCAUGACGCGCGUGUGCUGGGUCACCGGCGACAGCGGCGACUGGGUGGUGUUCAGCGGCGGCAUGCCGCGCGCCAGCUACGGAGACAAGCACACGGUGUCCGUGCUGAAGCGCGACGCCCAGCGCGAGGAGGAGAAGCACGUGGCGUUCGACUUCACCUCGGCCGUCGUCGACUUCGUGCUGCUCGGCGGCGAGGGCCCUGAGGCGGCCUCGCAGAGCCCGCACACGCUGCUGGUGCUGGCCGAGGAGGAGCUGGUGGCGAUCGACCUCAGUUCCGAGGGCUGGCCCACCCACCAGCUGCCCUACCUCAACAGCCUGCACAGCAGCGCCAUCACCACCUCCUGCUACGUCACCGACUGCGGUGCCGACGCCUACCGCCGCCUGCUGGCCGCCGGCGAGAGGCAGCGGCAGCCCGCCUCGCAGAAGCCGUGGCCGGUGACGGGGGGCGAGCCGGUGGGCGCGUCGGCCGCCAGCCGCGACCUGCUGCUGACCGGUCAUGAGGACGGCUCCGUCGGCGUCUGGGCCGCUGGCGACGUCUCGCUGCGGCCCAUCUACAGGCUUACCACGUCCCGGCUGUUCAGCGAGGAGGAGGACGACCGGGACGCGCGCGAGCGCGAGUCGGACGAGGACUUCCCGCCGCUGCGCUCCGUCGGCCUGUUCGACCCGUACAGCGACGACCCGCGACUGGCGGUCAAGAAGGUGGCCUUCUGCCGCGAGACGGCGGCGCUGGUGGUGGCGGGCACCGCCGGACAGGUCGUCGUCUGGCGUCUGGCCGACGACGAGCAGCAGGGCUAUAAAGUACAGCCGGUGCUGGUGGACCUGGUGGCCGAGCAGGACGGCUUCGCGUGGAAGGGACACGACCGGCUGCCGGCGCGGCCCGAGCCGCUGACGCUGGCCGCCGGCUACCAGCCGUGCAGCGUGAUCCAGCUGCAGCCGCCGGCGGCGGUAUCGGCGCUGAGUCUGCAGGACUCGUGGGGCCUGCUGGCCGCCGGCACCGGGCAUGGCUUCGUCCUCUUCAACUACGUGCAGAACAAACCGGUCAUGCACAAGUGCACCCUGAAUCCCAACGACUACGCCGCGUCGGGGGAGUCGCCGAUGACGCGCGGCAAGUCGCUGAAGAAGUCGCUGCGCGAGUCGUUCCGCCGCCUGCGGAAGGGGCGCAGCCAGCGGGCGGCCGGGCCGCGCAAGGCCUCGCCGGCGCCGGCGCCGACGGCCGGCUCCGAGGCGGCCUCGCCCGCCGGCAAGGGGCCGGCGCCGCCGGGAGCCGCCUCCGAGGACGACGUGCGGCCGGUGGAGCGCUCCGUGGAGGCGCGCAGCGAGGACCCGGCCUUCUCCGGCAUGAUCCGCUGCCUCUACCUGGCCACCAGCUACCUGGCGCACGGUCAGCCGCAGAUGCGCACGCUGUGGGCGGGCACCAACAGCGGCGCCAUCUUCGUGUACGCCAUCCACUGUCCGGCGGCCGAGAAGCGUGCCACCGAGGCCGUCACCUGGCAGCCAGGCAAGGAGUUCCGCCUGAAGCACGGCGCGCCGGUGAUCGACAUCCGGAUCGUGGACGCCGGCGGCCGGUCGGUCAGCGGCGCGCCGCCGGAGGAGGCCGCCGCCGGACCCCACAGGGUCGUCAUCGCGUCUGAGGAACAGUUCAAGGUGUUCACACUGCCCACCAUGAGGCCGUACGGCAAGUUCAAGCUGACGGCGCUAGAGGGCAGCAGGGUGCGGCGUAUCGGCUACGCCAGGUUCUGCGCCUCUGCCACGGACGACUCGGCGUACACCGAGUGGUGCCUGAUGUGCAUGACGAACCAGGGCGACCUGAACGUGUUCACGCUGCCGGAGCUGCGCAGGCAGAUGCACGAGGACAGCGUGCGCCGCGAGGAUAUCCAGGGCAUCACAUCGCUGGUGUUCACCGAGCAUGGCGAGGCGCUGUACCUGGCCAGCAGCUCGCUGUACCAGCGGCUGGCGCUGUCCAGCGGCGUGCCGGUGCGGCCCGCGUGCCGGCUCACGCUGCCCGGCGCCGACACCACGGUCGACUCCCACCGCGACUUCCUCAGCGGCGAGCCUGAGGUGGUGGAGAUCUCCAGCGAGGAGGCUGACCGGCUCAUGCACGGCAUGCGUGGACUGGUCAACGGCGUCGGCGGGCAGGAGGAGAAGUCGGUGGAGAACUUCAGCGAGGAGAAGGACGGCAUCAAGAAGUCGCUGCAGAAGUCCAAGGAGACGCAUAUCUCGGCCUCCGAGGACCCGGACAAGAACGUGACGGCCGAGCGGCAGGAGACGGAGCGGCUGCUGACCACCACCGAGUCGACGUCCGACUCCGUCACCACCCGCUCCAAGGAGGAGGUCAAGGUGGUGCGCACCACGCGCAUCACGGCCGGCACCAAGGUGACAGAGAUCGCCACGGAGCUGCCGCCGGCGGCCGGCAAACAUAACGGCGCUUCAGAGCUGGCCUCCCGCCGCCGGCGUCUGCUCGCCCCCGGACCGUCGCAGGUGUUCGCCUCGUCGGAGAAUGAUUACGACAACAUAGACGGCGCCACCGGCGCGCCACUGGCCCGCUCCGAGGACACCGAGACCGACCUGUAG